Rotaria sordida is the source of this 307-nucleotide messenger RNA. The record is from the annotation of a GenBank genome assembly. NCBI's taxonomy places the organism in Eukaryota, Metazoa, Rotifera, Eurotatoria, Philodinida, Philodinidae.
CAGGAUUGAGCUAAGCGAGGCUCAUAGAGCCGACGCGUUACUUGUAUAUAAAACUUUUGUUUUUCUUUAUGGAUUAUUUAUAAUAUAAUAACAAGACAAAAAACAAAAGAAAUCAAAAAUUAUGAUUCGUCGAGUUAUCUAUGAUGUUGAAUUUUGUGUACUUGUUAAAGAAAAAUUAACUCCAUUUGAUAGUGUUCUUGUUAUUGGUUCAUGUGAACAAUUAGGUGAAUGGUUACCAAAUCGUUGUAUACCAUUAAAUCGUUCGGAUAAAAUAGAUCAAGGUGAAAAUAUGGUCAACUAUUAUUAA